AUGGAAGAUGCUUUUCUUGUCGCCUGUUAUGCUUUCCUGAAGUUGGGAUGGCCUCCUACUGAGUCACGCUGGAGCUUUUCUCUUAAAAUGAGCUUUCAUCCCAGACUGCUCAAUAAAAAUAAAAAAUUUAAGCAAGGCCAAUUUUGGGGUACAUUUUCUUUUGCUAUGAGGCACAAUCUUAGUGUUGGAGCAACAAGUCAAUCAAUGGGAGGUGGAGAAAGCUUAGACCAACUCUAUCACCAUUCUAGAUCAUCAUUGCAAAUAAUUGGUCAGAAACAGACAGGAGAGCUAGUGGUUGUGGUCAUUCAUGGAGGUGUCAUAAGAGCACUUUAUAGGCAGGCUUGCUCAAACAGGUUUAGGGGGAGUAUAAUCAAUACCUCUGUAAACAUAUUUCACUUAUCUGGUGCUGAUGUUUGGACCAUUAAAGCCUGGGGAGAUAUCAGUAAUCUCCACCAAACAUGA
Durio zibethinus is the source of this 462-nucleotide messenger RNA. Lineage: Eukaryota; Viridiplantae; Streptophyta; Magnoliopsida; Malvales; Malvaceae. The record is from RefSeq and is a predicted model, not a curated record.